Molecule: messenger RNA, 4433 nt
Organism: Lytechinus variegatus (green sea urchin)
Lineage: Eukaryota; Metazoa; Echinodermata; Echinoidea; Temnopleuroida; Toxopneustidae
Product: hyalin-like
Exons: 23
Coding region: 141-3971 (1276 amino acids)
Source: RefSeq, a predicted model, not a curated record
ACAAAACAGGGUGCGGUCUUGUGUUAUACUUACAAUACACAUCAACGCACUAUCACACCCAACAGAAGCGGAAUGUAUAUAUCAUAAUUAUGAUCCGGCAUGUAUAUAUUUUCAAUUACGAGUAGAAAUAUAUAUAAACAAUGCAUUAUCCGGGAGAUCAUAAAUGUCUGCUUGCUCUGUUGUGUUUGUUUCAAGUUCAUCAUGUCUUCACACAAGACACGAUACCUCCAACUUUGACCUGCCCCAACACAACUGUCAUUGGCAAUGGAGCAGUGGUUCGUUGGCAGACUCCGACAGCAACUGAUAACAGCGGAGGAGUGUAUCUAUCUUCUACUCAUUCAGUUGGAGACUACUUCCCGUUGGGCAACACAACAGUCACAUACACAGCUAGGGAUGCAAGUGGACUUCAAUCAAACUGUUCCUUCAUUGUGGAAGUAAUAGCUGAUGGGUCACCUGAGAUAUCCGACUGUCCUGAAAGCACUUUAGAGGUCACCGUAGCAGCAGGAGUGACUUCUUCCAAUGUGACCUGGACUGCACCAACAGCCGUCGACCCUGAUGGAGGGACCGUCGCAGCCUCUUCAGACUAUGUUCCAGGUGCUACCUUCCAGCUUGGCACAACAAAGGUCACAUACACCUUUGUAGAUGAUGCGGGACAGAGGUCUAAAUGUGUUUUCAGAGUGAGAGUCCAAGAAUCCAGUGACGCUGUUCCACCCACUAUUGUGACCUCCUGCCCUGAUGACAUCACAAUAGACGUUGCUCCAGUUCCGAGUGUCAGUGUGACAUGGGACGAACCGACCUUCAGUGACCUUGUAGAUGGGAACACUGUCACAGUCAUGCAGACAAAAGAAUCUGGGUCGCUCUUUCCUCGUGGGUCAACGGAAGUCCUCUAUACUGCCAUGGACUCUAAUUACAACAUGGUACAGUGUAUCUUUACUGUUACCAUCAAUGUUACUGAUGAUAACAUCCCACCAACCAUCUAUAAUUGCCCCAACGACACCUUCCUGUGGGUUGCCAUGGGAACCACUGAGGUCAACAUCACUUGGACUUCGCCCACAGCGACUGACAAUUAUGGCACUCCAACGCUGCGCACGACCUCUGACCCAGGGUCAGCCUUCAGUGUUGGGGUCACCGUAGUGAACUACACAGCUACCGAUCAUGUGAACAAUGUGGCCUACUGUUCAUUCACUGUGACGAUUCUUGUUGACGACGAAAUACCUGUCAUUACUGGUUGCCCUGGCAACAUAGUGGAAUAUGUUCAGCCAGAUGUCGCAUCUCUAGCUGUGACAUGGACCACACCUACCGUCACUGACAACUCUGGGGAGUUCAACUCGUCUACCAACUUCGCCUCAGGGUCCAUGUUCCAAGCAAGUGUAGCAGGAGAGAACGAUGUUGUCAUGAUGAUCUACGAGGAUAGGUUCGGGAAUACAGCAGUGUGCUCGUUUACGGUGAAUGUCCUAAUUGAUAUGCCACCUGUCUUUAGUUGCCCUUCACCAAUCAUCCAAGACAAUGAGCUUGGUGAAGCCUAUGCUGAUGUCUCAUGGCCUCAGCUUACUAUCACAGAUGAUUAUACUUCUCUUGCAAAUCUUGUGAUCACAAUGUCGCAUUCUGAACCACUGCGGGUAUUCUAUGAUAGCCCAGUCUCUGUGACCUACUCUGCAACCGAUGAGAGAGGCAACGUAGCCACCUGCACAUUCACUGUGACUGUCAAUGAUGUUGAGAAUCCAGUCUGGCAGACAUGUCCUGCUUUUAUCACACGACCGCUUGACCCUGGAACCAAUUCGGCCAUCGUCAGCUGGCCCGAACCGACUGUCUUGGAUAACUCUGGAGUUGACCCCACCGUGACCUCGACAGCAUCCAAUCCUGAGCUAUUUUUUGCUGGCUCCUACACAGUGGAAUACAUCGCCCGGGAUGAAGCAGGCAACGAGGCCAAAUGUGAAUUCAUGGUUGUCAUAGAGACCGAUGAAAAUGUACCUGUCUUUGAUAACUGCCCCGUGGGUACCCUCAACUUCGAGGCAGACUUGGGAACCUCCACCACCAUCGUGAGCUGGCCGACGAUCACGGCAACAGACGACCUGGACAUCAGGGUGACGAUAACAUCAAAUUUCAACCCAGGCCAAGAGUUCUCUAUAGGAACGUACAGCGUGGAGUACCAGGCUAGGGACAAUGCGGGGAAUGUAGGUUACUGCGGAUUCACCGUAGUUGUUGCAGAUCUCCAGCAGCCAGAGAUCAGAGCCUGCCCUUCUGAUCAGUCAUUCUUUGUCCUCAACGCUGCAAGUGAUGUGAAAGUCUCAUGGUCUGAACCGCAAGCUACAGAUAACUCUGGCACAGUGACUCUUUCACAGACAUCCGGAAGGGGAUCUGGAUCCAGGUUUGGCAGAGGCACUUCUAACAUCGUUUAUCGGGCAGAAGACACGACAGGAAACUUUGCAGAAUGUUCUUUUGUAAUCUCUGUGACUGUCAAACAGGAUACCAUAAGUCUUGAUGGCUCCCUAACUCUUGAUAUUGUGCGAGGUCUUGAUGGAAUAUUUGGAGGUUCAUCACGCCGGGAUAAUCUGAGAAAUGAUCUUGACAACCUGUUCAGAGGAACCCAACUUGGAAGUGAUUUUGUGGGACUAGAAAUCACUAGCGGUACCUUCGAUACUAGUAGCAACUAUGUGAUAGAAUACACAAUCUAUCUGUGUGCGACAGCCCAUUACAAUGAGGAAAGCAUCAAGGAUAUCUUCAAUGGUGCCCUCACAGGGGAUAAUAGGGACAUCUUUUCUACUUCCAAUGUCAUUGAGAGAGAUUCGCUGGACUUCAAUGUGGUAGAGUUCAGGGGGCAGUUUACACUGAAAAGCAUUGAGAAUCCUGGGACAGUUCCUGUCAACUACCAAUCAUGUUGCUCAGAUCCAUCUAGCAGCACUUACCAAUCACUACAGAAUAGAAUCUAUGACCAUCUUCAACGCACCUAUGGCACCAUGACACCUUUCAGGAUGUCCAAGAUUCUAUUCCUGACCCCAGGAAGUGUUAUUGUUGACUACACCUUGACCUAUGACCCUGUCUCUGCCCCCGCUGCAUCCAACCUUGAGCAGAGGUUCAAUGACACCGUGACCCCUGGGUCACUUGAACUCACUGAAGGGGUCAGUACUGGGCUGUACCUCGAGGUCAACGGGGUCAAAGCCGGAAGCGUACAAGCUGUUUGUUCUAGUGAUUACUGUUUGAAUGGCGGAACCUGUAUGAUCACAAACUCAUCUUCAUAUGAAAUAAGCUGCAGCUGCCCUUACAGAUACUAUGGAGAUCGAUGUCAAAACGAAGGUUUGAGCUGGGAGGUGAUCGUGGCCAUCGCUCUUGGUGCCAUUCUCUUCUUGAUCAUCAUCUUCCUGAUCCUGGCGUGCUGCUGUUACUUCCUCCUCUACGCGCGAGAGAAUGAUUUGAAGGAAGAAGCCAGGAGGAGUAGAAAGAGAGAGAGGAGGUUACAAAGACUGUACAGGCAGUCCGUCUCUCAGGUGCCUCUGAUCAUGAGAUCUCCCAAAGUUAAGAAGCCUAUCCAAAUACCACGUCCAAUGAAUGACUAUGUAUAUAGCAAUGGCUCAUUCAUUCAUGAAAUCAUCGAUGAGCGUCAACCCAAUGGUCCUAAGUUCCACCAUGAUGACAAGGAGAAUGUAUCUCAACCUCGAUCUCCUCCCCUCAAGAGGGCGCACCCACCUGAUGAUGAUGUGAAAGUAAAACGGAAGCACAGGGAAAAGGGACCAAGGUUUACCCACGACAGUGAUCCUCCUAAAAAGACGCAGAAGAAGAAGAAGGUAGUGAGGAUUCUAUCCCCCUCUCUUAUUACCCCUUCUUCCCCUCCCCGAGUCCAAAAGACCCGGAGACACAAGCCAGAGCCGGAGAAGAAAAAGCGCAAAGAAAAGGGACCGACAUUCCAUGCUGAUGGCGAACCCGAACUGGUGGAAGAGAUGAAACAACAAUUCCCUCAUGAGUUCAUGUAUUGAUCAACAGCCUAUACUCAACUGAUCUUCCCUUUAAGAUGAGAAUAAUAAUAAUAAUCCCUGGAUUUAUAUAGUGCUUUUUGCCAGAUAAUACAAAGCAUAUCUAGUGUUACCACAGCUUUAGCCCAAGUUGCCACUUUAUCAGCAGCACACAGUAAGCUUAUCUGUUUAUUUUGGUAUAAUUAAUACCAUCCUGUAAAUGCAUCAUACCAGUAUUCAUUGACCGCCACCAAAAUUGAAAAUGUCAUAUUAAUAUUUUUGGCCUUUGUCUCAUGUCUAUGCAUUUUUAUUCUAAAAUUUAAGUCAAAAUUAGUUGUUUGAGUUUCUCAACUUAUUUAAUGAAAUAAGAAAGCUAAUAUUCUAAUAUGAAAUUCUAAAACAUCACCCAUGUACUUAAUAUCUAUUAUGCUCUUUCAGUGACCAAAACUCCUUUACUUACCACCCCUAGUUUGCCAUUAGACAAUG